ACCCUUUGAAUCAAAUUGUUUAUUUUUCGGAAGAACUGUUUUGCAAUAAAAAACUCUCGUCUACGUGUAAACAUAUUUAUGUGAAAUACAAAUGGUCGGGUAAUCGAACAGAAAAAAAAUUACCCGUACCCGAGUGAGCAGUAAAUUUUUUUUUGCUUGAGAUGGUCGGAUAUAGAAGUUCUUAUACCCGUACCCGAGUGAUUAGCAAAAAAAUUUACCCGUACCCGAUUAAAAAUUAGAAAAAUUAUCCGUACCCGAUUUAUUAUUGAUAAAUAAAAAAUACCCGUACCCGAUAAAAAAUAAAAAAAUUUUAUCCGUGCCCGACCCGUACCCGAUUAAAAAUUACCUGUACCCGAAUGAGUAGUGAAAAUUUAACCAAAAUUCAGGAUGGAAACAUAAAAUGUUUUAGAUAGCGAGCCGUAUCAGGCUCUAGUUGCUCAUGAAUACAUCAAACGAUGAACAAAUUCUGAUGCAACUAUUUAUGAAACAAACGUCUUAUGGAGAAUUUCCCAGAGAAAAUGUGAUAUACAAACAAGCAACUGAACGGAGAAGAAAUAAGACUUCUAAAUAGAGUUAUGUUAGGACACGAUUUCUCAAAAUAUUGGCUAGCUAAGUUACGAAUCAAUGAAUCUGAUGAUUGUUACCUAUGUGAUGAGCCAGAUACAACUGAGCAUUCUCUUCUGUGGUGUAUAAAAUACACACAUAUAUGAAACCAUUUCGAUUGGGAAACAUACUGAAGUCUACAAGAUGUAAUAGAAAACUUUAAGGAAAACAAUUUAACAAGCAUACUGAAAUUCAUUAAAAUGCAAAAUUUAACACCAUAUUGAAGCUGCAUACCGACAGCAUGGGCGAAAAUUACCAGAGGGAAGACAGUGGCGGAUAUGAGGCUACGAUCCUCUAAGCAAUGCAAGAAAAUACAACAACAACAACAACAACAACAACAGUAUCAAACGAUUAAAACUUCGUUUCUAUGGAAACGAUGUUGUGUGUAAAUCGGUAAACGAAUCAUUUUCACAAUUCAGUAGAACAAAUUUUUAUCAAAUUUUGUGAACAAUGUUGGCCUUACAAUAAAUUACCAAAUCCAAAAUUACCGUUAAUCGUGCGAUGAGCAGUGAAAAGGUUAUUUAUCGAAACGAAGAUCCGCAUGGACAGGGAGAUGUAUAUUUCUUGUGGCAAACUGGUGGAUCGGCUCAACUUAUGGCCACUACCGGGAGCGAUGGCACGGUAGCUAUUUUCAACAGACGAGGUCAGCUGGUAGAGCGAAUAGUACUGCAAGGUUUAUGUGCUGGUUUCGCAUGGGACAAAGAUGGAGAUAUACUGGGGAUAGUCACGCAAAACUCUCAACAGCUGAUCGUGUGGGACGCAAAUUCGCGCAAGAAACAAAGUGUUGACAUUGGCCUGCGAGAUCCUCCAAGUUGUAUCGUUUGGUCUAAACGAGCCAGUUUGUUAGCCGUGGCUACUUCUAGAGGAAAUCUAUCUAUUUAUAAUCACCUAACAACAAAGCGAAUUCCAAUACUCGGCAAACAUACGAAAAGAAUAACGUGUGGAGCGUGGUCAACGGAGAACAUUCUGGCACUGGGGAGCGAGGAUAAGUUUCUGUCAUUGAGUAAUGAGGAGGGAGACACUUUGAGAUCGGUUCAGCUUCGAGAUAUUCCAAGUGAUAUGCACUUUGCUGAAAUGAAGACAGAUGAACGGGUCCCGGGAGAGAAUACAAUAAGUAUGAUAUUGGGUAAACGGACGCUUUUUCUGUACCACUUGCCCGAACCUGAUUCACCGACAGAACUGGGCUUUCAGCAAAGAUACGGAUCACUAAUUCAGCACAAAUGGUUCGGUGAUGGUUAUGUGCUGCUUGGAUUUAGUCAGGGCCAUGUAGUAUCCAUUUCUACUCAUCCGAAGGAAGUCGGCCAGGAAUUGUGGCAAGUGAAAAAUCAUCGUGAUUCACUUAAUAGUAUUGCAGUUUGUAAGGAACUGGAGCUAGUUGCGUCAUGUGGCGAUAAUAAUAUUAAAAUUCAUUCGAUGGCUAAUUUACAAGAAACUGUAAAAAUCUUAACUCUUCACGAUCAGGCGGCCAUGAAAAACAUCGAGUGGAGCCCUGACGGGCAACUUCUGGGUGUGUCUACUUCCCAGGGUGCCAUUUGUGUAUUUGUCACAAAACUCCACUCUUUAUAUGCGAUUUCACCCCCGCGUAUCGCACUUCUGUCUAGUUUGGCAGAAGUGACGAUCCAUUAUUGCGCUCCGGAAAAGUUGAAGUCUGCUGCGAUAACGAUAGCAUUGGAGAUUGAGCCAUCCUUUCUAGCGAUUGGGCCGUAUCACUUUGCCUGCGGGAUGAAUAAUCAUGUCUGGUUCUACGAUUUAGGUCGAUCAUUAAAUGACAGUCCACUGUUGCUCGGUGACCGUGAGUAUAUGUCGGAAAUCAAAGAAGUUGUGCUUAGUUCGGAAUAUUGUGCGGUACUUUGUGGCGGCCAAAUCAUGUUGCAUUUGUUUCAGAUUGAGUCUGCAAGUGAAACGGCAAUGAAUCGAGAACCAAAAGUAUUUCCAGAUGAGAUUCGUGGUAUGAGUGAAUCGAUCAUUACAUGCCUGAUAUUAACCAAUGAUUUUCUUUGUUUCGCAACUGAUCUUGGUGAUAUUGUCCAUUUCUCACUGGAACGAUGGUCUAUAGUUAUUCAAUUUCGCCACCAAGUUGGAAUCAAAGCGAUAUUUUCCGAUCUGGAUGGAACACGAUUAGUGUUUCUAGACGAUCACGGUCAUGGUUAUAUUUAUAUUACCGCCAUAAAUGAGACUAUCCGAAUACCAGAAAUGCCGAAGCACACAGUAGGUUUUAUGUGGGACCACUCUUAUUCGAAUGCGUUCAUUGCAUUUGAUCGGAUCAGCUGUAUUACAUACGCUUUUGUACGAGCCUCGGUACAAGGGAGAAAAGUGGAAAAAGUUGGUGUAACCAAUUUAAUCAGUGAGCAGAUUCCUCUCAUGUUGUAUGACGGAGAUUUGUGUUUACACAGCAGUGGCAGGCUGACGACGAUUGUGCUUGAUACGCACGUGAACAAGCCUGGAAAAGAUGCCAAAGAACAGCUGCAGGCGGUAAUGACUAUGCGAAAGUACAACGAAGCCUGGGAAUUGUGCAAUCUAUUAAAUGAUACGGAAGAAUGGAUCCGAUUGGGGCAGUCAGCAUUGACGGACAUGAAUAUAUCUUUUGCUAUCAAGGUGUAUCGCAAUAUCGGAGACGUCGCUAUGGUUCAUGCACUAGAAGAAUUAAUACAAAUAGAGGAUCUCAACACGUUGGCUGGAUUCUGUGCGUUAUUACUGAACAAAAUUGAUGAGGCAAAAACGUUAUUUGCGAAAAGUGGAAACCCUCUGGAAGCACUUGAAUUGUGUCGUGAUUUGUUACAGUGGGAACAAGCAAUGGCGCUUGCAGAAUCACUUGCUCCUGAGCAACUUCCAUUUUUAGCACGAGAAUAUGCUCAACAGCUGGAAUUUACCGGCAACCAAACGGAAGCGUUAAUGAACUACGAACGUGGCUUAAAAAAUUACUUAGCCGAUGGGUUAAUAGCCCAGGAAGUAUUCAAACAGCAUAUAAAACAUUGCAAGUCAGGAAUUUCUCGCACGAGCAUAAAAUGUGGUGAUUACAGGCGCGGUGUUCAAUUGGCUCUCGAGUUGGACGACAAGCAGUUGUUCAAUGAUUGUGGUAACGCGCUCAUGGCUAGCGGCAAUUUUAAUGAAGCUGCUAUAUUACUUGAGCGAGGGGAAAGCUGGGACAAAUGUUGUGAACUGUAUAUUCAUCUUAAGUCAUGGAAGAAGGUAGAUAGUGUUUUACCUAACAUUACGAGUCUUAAACUUCAUGCGGCCUACGCCAAAGCAAAGGAAGCGGAAGGGCGUUAUGCGGAAGCAAUCAACAGUUAUCAGGUGGCAGGUGACAUGGAUAGCGUGGUUAGGAUUUAUCUGGAAUAUCUCUCUGAUCCACACAGUGCUUCUGAAAUACUGAUGGAAACGCGCUCGAUAGACGGUUCCAAACUAUUAUCCAAAUAUUUCGAACGCCACGGAGAUUUCGAAUCGGCAAUCCAAUUUUUGGUACUUUGUGGUUCGAUUGGCGACGCUUUCGCAAUUGCUGAAAAACAAAACAAAAUGCGACACUAUGGUGAACAGUUGGAGCAAAGCUCUUGCGCUAAAUCUUGUGAUUUCCUAGUACUAGCUUCACAUUUCGAAAACGAGAAAUAUACUCUUCUGGCGGGAAAGUACUAUUUUCUCGGGAAAGAAUACUACAAAGCUUUGAAGCAUCUUCUUAAAGCAGCCUCAUUUAGCAACGAGGAAGAUAUGGCUCUCUCAUUAGCAAUCGAUUGUGUCGCUACAGCCAAUGAGGAAAAAUUAUCCAAUCAGCUAAUUGAAUACCUUCUCGGUGAAGUAGAUGGAGUUCCGAAAGACCCCAAACUUUUGUUUCGAUUAUACAUGGCUAAAAUGCAGUUUAAAGAGGCAGCUAAGGCGGCUAUGAUUAUAGCCAAUCAAGAACAGAUUGCUGGAAAUUAUCGCAGCGCUCAUGAUUUACUUUUGUCCAUGUAUCAAGAGCUCAACCGAAACAACCUUGUCAUAGCAUCCGAUAUGAAGUCAUCUAUCGUAGUGUUACAUCGGUAUACGUUAGUAAGGACACAUGUAAAACGAGGGAAUCAUUUGUUGGCGGCUCGGCUGCUACUGGAAGUGGCGAAAAAUAUUUCCCAAUUCCCAGCACAUGUCGUGCCCAUCCUAACGUCCACAGUAAUUGAAUGUCAUCGAACUGGUUUGCGCAAGUCUGCCUUUGAGUAUGCGGUGAUGUUGAUGCGAUCAGAGUAUCGUCAUCAGAUCGAUGCGAAGUACGUCAAGAAGAUUGAGUCGAUUGUUCGCAAAGCACCCCGUGGUCAAUUGGAGGAUGCAGGAGGAUAUGAUACAAGUCCCUGCCCGAUAUGCGAUGCCUCCUUGCCCAGCAUGGAUUUUAUUUGCGGUCAAUGCAAGACAACGCUACCGUUCUGUAUUGCUACGGGUCAACAUAUUGUGAAGGAAAACGUUGUGGCGUGUCCGGAAUGUGAUUUUCCAGCGAUCAAGGAAGAAUUGUUAAAAAUUUUAGAUUCAACCGAAAAUAAAUGCCCGAUGUGUGGGGAGGAAAUCGAUACUUUGCGACUUGUUGAUGUAACUGACAUUCAACCGUAUAUCAUUGCGGGAACGUGAUCUCAUGAAUCUUCUGAACUUCAACGCAGUGAUAUUGGUAGCAUUUCCUAAAAGUAAUUCGAUUUACUUUGAUGUGAGUAUCUCAGUUUUUCUACAUAUUAUAUAUGUGCUCGAAAUGAA
Messenger RNA from Malaya genurostris, 5307 nucleotides. RefSeq names its product WD repeat-containing protein 19 (gene Oseg6). Gene Ontology annotation, cellular component: cilium; intraciliary transport particle A. Gene Ontology annotation, biological process: cilium assembly; intraciliary retrograde transport. The transcript has 13 exons. Lineage: Eukaryota; Metazoa; Arthropoda; Insecta; Diptera; Culicidae. The record is from RefSeq and is a predicted model, not a curated record. Gene Ontology annotation, molecular function: protein binding. The coding region runs from base 1105 to 5187 and encodes 1360 amino acids.